Molecule: messenger RNA, 4336 nt
Organism: Maylandia zebra (zebra mbuna)
Lineage: Eukaryota; Metazoa; Chordata; Actinopteri; Cichliformes; Cichlidae
Gene: cep85
Product: centrosomal protein 85
Cellular component (GO): centrosome
Source: RefSeq, a predicted model, not a curated record
AGUUGGCUAGCGGAACAACAGCAGCAGCAGCAGCAGCGAAGGGUUCAGAUUCAGAGCCCGAGACCGAGAUUUAUCACUGUAUUCAGUCCUUAUCUGAAACCGAAGGUAAAGUAGCCGUUCUUUCAGCGUGAAGAACCGGCUUAUCUACGAUAAUGUGCACGGUAACUGGUCUUUUAUGGAAUGACCACCUCGCAGAGAUAUAUUGAAUCCAAACCAGCGGCCCGGUUUGCUGACAUGGAGUGGCAGACGCCAGCUGUGUCAGAGAAGUUCCAAAGCCGUUUUGGCCGCCGGCCCGGAACAUCAGACAGCGGGGACACUGGUCUUGGCACAUCAGCAUCUGACAGUGCAGAAGAUUUCUGCAGUUCCAGCAGCAGCCCCUCUUUCCAGCCCAUCCGCAGUCAGAUCCCCAUACCCACUGCACAUGUCAUGCCAUCCACGGCCGGAGCCCCGGCCUCAAAGCCCCAGUCAUGUGUCCAGGAGGACUGCCUGUCCUCAGCUGCAGGUCACAGAUCUUCCUCUGGCUCCAGAACCCCAAGCGGCACCACGUCAAAGUCCUCCUCUCUCUCCAAAUCAGCAUCUUCGCCCAACUUGGAUGCUGAAGUUGGCGUGGGAGGAGAUCCCGUCGGGGUAAAGCCCGACUGCCUGAGUCGAUACCGUAGUCUGGUGAAUGGGCUGGACCACUCGCUUUUCCCAACAGACCAUACGCGAUUGGACGAGGGCCACAGGUUUGAUACUCCUGCGGUGGAACCUACACUGAAUCAGUCAGCCAUUCUGGGUGGGUUAUGCCCUGACAUGAGACUCCGGUUACAGACCGGGAUUAGAGACACUCCAGACUACGUGUCUGAGGCCUACAGAGGAAGUUUGGAGCACAGCUAUAAAGUUCUGCCUGAAGCUAGGCCUGGUGUUCCUGGUACUGCAGAAGCCUCUAAUCAAAGGGGCGGACAGCCUGGUGUGGCCGGAUCUGCUGGAGUUUAUACGAGUCCUCUUAGCCUUCAGACGCAAGCUCUGUUGAGAGAGCACGCAGGCUCCAAAGGUUAUGAGCCGCUGCGGCAGGACAGAUGCAGUGAACUUCCAAGCUGGCAGCAGCAACAGCAGCAUAAACAACUGGAAAGCUUACGCUUGCAAAUGGAACAAAUGCAGCUAAUGGGUGGAGGAAUGGGUCAGUACCCACCUCUAUACUCAACACCGGUUCACUCUGAGUCGGGCAAGUGGGACGCGCUGGUCAAAGCCAGCGAGAGCCUGCUAAAGGAGAAGGAGCUUAUCAUUGAGAGACAAAAGCAGCACAUGGCCCAGCUGGAGCAGCGUCUGAGGGAAAGCGAGCUGCAGGUUCACGGAGCCCUCCUGGGCAGAGGAGCUUCUUAUGGAGAUAUGUAUAUGCUGCGUCUACAGGAGGCUCAGAGGGAGAACGCGUUCUUGAGGGCGCAGUUUGCAGAGCGCACAGACUCUGUUGUUCUGGAGAAAGCAGAGGCAGAGCGCAGACUCGCGGCAGUUGAGGCUGAGAUGCGGCGACUGACCGAGAAUCUGAAGGAAGCCUGCGAGAGGCACACGGAGGAGAUGAAGAAACAGGAAGAAAGGAUCCGCAGUCGAGACAAGCACAUCAGCAACCUGAAGAAAAAGUGUCAGAAGGAGUCGGAACUGAAGAGGGAGAACCAGCAGCGUAUUGAGACUCUUGAGCGCUACCUCGCUGACCUGCCCACCUUGGAGGACUACCAGAACCAGAACAAACAGCUGUUGGAAGCUGAACAUCAGGUAGCAGAGCUAGAAAGGAAAGUAAAAGAACUGGACGACUGUCUGGCGACGACAAACUCGCAGCUGAAGGAGAAAGACUCAUACCUGGAGGAGCAGAAACGCAGGGAGAGGGACCUGCUGACCACCAUUACUGAUAUGCAGCAGCGGGUACAGCAGGGCCUGGAGGAUGGAGCCAGACUCCCUUCUCUGGAUUUUGAGAAGCUUAGAGGAGAGAACAACAGUUUGAAAGAGGAGCAACAGAGACUCAAAAAGGUUAUUGAGAAGCAACACAGGAUGAUGGAACAGCUUGGAUCACAGAUCCAGGCUUUGGAGGAGCAGAUAUCUCAGGAAGAAAGCAGCUCUCAGGCUCUCAGAGAGGAGGUGCUGGCCAAAGAGCAGAACGUGUUAGAGCUCCACACAGCCAUGAAGGAGCUGUCGACCCAGAACCAGGAACUAAUGGAGCAGAAUUUGACGCUGCAGGAGCAGAUGAGCGAUCCAGAGCAAAAGUGCACUAACCAGGCUUCCUCUGUCCUGCAGCCAGCUGGGGCUAAUCUCACAAAGAGACUGCAUGCUGAGAUUGCUUCCUGCCUCAGUGACCUGCGCUCACUGUGCAGCAUCCUAACCCAGCGAGCCCAGGGACAAGACCCCAACCUGUCCCUGCUCCUUGGCCUCACUUCACCCCCAUCCGUGGCGGAGCACGGCGAGGACUGGAUGAAUCCUGAGGUGCUGCAGAAGAAGCUGGUCGAAGUCCAGCAGCUCCGGCGCGAUGUCGAGGAGCUGCGUAACGUAAUACUGGACCGUUACGCUCAGGACAUGGGAGAAAACUGCAUAACUCAGUAACCUCGACAACCAGCCACGAUGGAGGAAACUUGCGGGAACCUCUUCAUCUUGGAGGACUCUUAACAGGCUUUUCUUCCACGCUUUGUUCCUGAAUGUCAGAGGACUGGACUAUAAUUUCCUUGAAACGAGGACAAAGGAAAGCCCAUAUGGUUUAGCUUCUACUUCUCGACUGACUGCAUGUCGAGUCUCAAGCCUGCCUGUAGCUCAGAGCCCCCACCUCCCCGCCCCCAUCCCAUUGAGUUCAUCUAUUUCAGUCCAAGGGCUAACAGAAUAUAACUUACCUCUAAUACUUGAUCCUUAAGCAUUGUGUGUCUGUGUGUUUGUGUGCGCACGUGUGGGUUUUUUUUUGUUUUUAUAAUGAUGACGACAUGAUGCUGUCAGUUACCAAAACAGUCUUAUACUUUUUAUUCCACUUUGGUGGAAAACUCUUUGUGUAGAGGUCCUGCAAAUAUUAACUUAUUUAAAAUUUAAUUUCCCUCCAAAGGGGAAUUAUCUGAGAAGUAGUUGACAAUCAACUGAAAAUAUUUAACCUUUGCUUUUUACUUUUGCUUUUUUUUUUUUCUUCCUUUUUUUAACGACUUUGCAAGGAAAUGUUACUAAUGCGCCAUUUGAAAUGGUGAACACUGUAAUACUGGACUCUGCUGUGAGGUAUGAGGCAUAAUAACUAAAAGAGGUUUAAUACCAAAUCAGCUUCUCACACCAACAGGCCUACCGUAUACCAAAGAAACAUCGGUCGAAGCAGUCGUGCAGGUGUGCGAGCACUCCUCGCUGCUGCAGGCUUCCUCCUGAAUGAAUUACCAACAUGUGCCUUUCUGUCGCGUUUGCAACUUCAAUGCUAAUUUCAUCCCAGACCAACCACAAAGGGCUGAUUGCAGCUGACUCUUCCAGUAUAACCGUUCACUCAGUGUGUCAACCAGUAGGACAGUCAAUACAUUCCCUCUGACACUGAAUGUAGUAGGAAAAAAAAAAACGUGUUGCAAAGCUCGAGUUGGCCCUGGUAGAUGAUUAAAACACGGUGAAAGUCUGAGCGUAGAUAUAGCGUAGAUUUCAUGUCGAUGACAGCAGACUCGCAUUCAAGCCGAGCGGUGAACUGUUUGAGUAAAUGUAUGAAUGAGAAACAGUAUUAAUCUUCAGUAUUAUUUAUUGUUAUUUUAGGGUUUUUUUGUUUGCAUUGAAAACUCUGUGUGAAAGUUUUCUGGGUCUUCCUAACGUGUUGUUGCUGUAAUAAUGUGCUAACGUGUCUCAGCAAGCAUCCACAGUGUGCAAAGGUCCCAUGAAGUGUCUGUUAGAUUGUAUUAUUUCUUUGUGGUUUGAGGUGUGAUGAGAUGGGAUGUUCCUUCAGGCGUUUUGACUGUGGAGGUGACUGUGGAGGGGUUGGCUGGAUCACCCCAUAAUCACAGGUCACAUCGAAGUGAAUGGAGUUUUUGUAUUUGUCCUGACGGUGAGAUAAGCCAUUUAAAAGGGGAAAACAAAAACGAAAAAGCAUGACACUUUAUGGGAAGAGAAAGGGAUUUUAACAUAAAAAUAUGCAAGAAUGACUUUUAUUAUUCUGAACACCACCCAGGGACACACAAGCCAUUUUUCAUUUCAUGGGACCUUUAAACUUGAGUAGCACAAGAUUUCUCUUUGAAAAGUCGGGCUCCGCAUGCCUUAACAUCUCAAAUGUUUUGCAAAAGGGAAAAAAUAUGUUUAUAUUUUCAUACUUUUGUCCUUGUUUGUAUUUGCAUAUUUUAGAAAUAAAGAUUUUCGACACUUGGUUUUGUUUUAA